AGAGUGUUUUAGCCCAGCCUUUAUCACAAUUAUUACUUUUUGCUAUAAUUAGAUGUAGCAACUCCUGUGAUUUGCUAUAUGUAAAUGUAUGCAAAUUCUUCUGUGUAAUUCCCAUUCCUUUGAGUUGCUAACAUUCUAAGGAGUUCAAUCAGGAGUUAAUAUUGUGCAUAAUAAUACCAUGCCAAUUGCUUGAUUUAGAAAUUCAGUGUGCGUUUUACACCCUUUUAAAGAGUUUGUCAAAACACCAGAUUAGAAAUAAAAUACUAUAGUAAUUGCAGCUAAAUGAAGCAAACAAAGAUUACUGCAACGCACUUUACGUAGGGGUUGCCUUUGAAAACUGUUCGGUCCAACGGAUGGCAACCAGACUGCUCAUUGGAGUGGCGUACAGGGAGCAUACAACUCCCUUAUUGCGCCAGCUCCACUGGUUGCCAGUCUGCUACUGAGCACAAUUCAAAGUGCUGGCUUUAGCCUAUAAAGCCCUAAAUGGUUCGGGCCUAGCUUACCUGUCCAAACAUAUCUCUCCUUAUGAACCAUCUCAGAGAUUAAGAUCAUCCAGGAAGGCCCUGCUCUCGGUCCUGCCUCUCUCGUAGGCAUGAUUGAUGGGGAUGAGAGACAGGGCCUUCUCAGCAGUGGCUCCUCGGUUAUGGAACUGCCUCCCCAGUGACAUUAGAUCAACCCCCUCCCUCCUAGCCUUUAGAAGAAAGAUAAAAACCUGGCUGUGGGAUCAGGCUUUUAGUGAAUAGGGCAGUGCAAUAACAGAUCUGGAAAUAUGAAAUUGACUAUGGAAAGGCCUGGAUUAUGAUUAUGGAUGGCGUGAUUUUAAUGUAAUGGUUUAAAAUGUUUAAUAUGGGUGUUUUUUGAUUAAUUUAUUUUUAAUGUCUGUAUUAUAUGUUUUAAGGCAUUCUAUUAUUGCCUCCAUGUAAGCCGCCUUGAGUCCCCUUUUGGGUAGAGAAAGGCGGGGUAAAAAUAGAGCAAAUAAAUAAACAAACAAAUCUCACCAGAUAGCCAAGCACUUUUCUAGAGAGGUACAUUUUAAGCCCUUUCUAUAGGCUAGGACUAAUAGGUACAAAAUAGCACUAUCUCUGUAGUGUUAUUUUGUACCUAUUAGUAAAUAUAAUCACAGAACGCAGAAUUACCUCAUCUCUACUUAUGAUGGAACCUAAAGCAAGAUCUAUACUGAAAUGUUUAUUUUCCAACUGUAUCAAUUUGCCAUAAAUACUGCAAAUUAAUCCUGUUAUCCUAUCGCUUCAGCUGCUUUUAAAGUGUUCCAGUUUCUCCCACUUUCCUCAUUUGUCUUACUUCCAUUGGUGCAAACUGAGUAUAAAGUGCAAGAAUAGAUUGUGCUCAGUUAACUCAGCAGUCAGGAGAGGAGAAUCUUGUCCUUCUCUGUAGACUCCAGGAAAGACAAACUGCUGCAGUCUUUUCGAGCUUGCCUGUUCUUCCCUAUUGGUGACUUUUGCCAUUUUAACCAAACUCUGAUCUUGCUUGUGCACAGUUUUCAUCUGUGAAAUGUGGUUCCCAACCAAAUGGGAUUUUGUCCUAGUCUGUGACGAUCACAACCCCUACAGUGAGAAGUAUCACAAGAAAAAGAGGUUUCUUGAAGAACUGCAUAGGAAAGGCUUCAUUAUUAAGAUGAUUCAAGACAAAAAGCUAUUUUAUGGAAUUAAUGCCCCAAGUGGACUUUUCCGAAAAUACCAGUGGCUUUUGAAAAAUCCAGACAAUGAACCAGAAGUUCUGGGUGGACAGCGACAAGAGGAAGAGCUGGGAGUACACAUUUCACCAACAACAAGGAUACGUAUUGUCAGUUUUAUCCUGGAGAACACAGAAAUCGAUAGCACUAAAGAAAAACUUCACGACUUGAUAAAGAAGAAAGUAUUUGAAACAGCAUUUCCUUUACAUGAGAGAGAAAAUCUAGGAAAAUUCUUGAAAAUGAACUGGGCCCGAUGGAGAGAAAUUCUGUACCCGCAACCAAUUGGAAAAAUCAGGACAUAUUUUGGGGAGAAAAUUGCCCUUUAUUUUGCCUGGUUGGGUUGGUAUACUCGCAUCCUAGUCAUAGCAGCCGUGCCUGGCAUUGCUCUUUUCAUAUAUGGGUUCGUCAGCUUCAGUAGCAGCCAGAUCAGCAAAGAGAUUUGUUCUGCCAACACCACUAUAAUGUGCCCGCUUUGUGACCAGAAGUGCCCAUUUUGGCCACUGUCAGACACUUGCACAUAUGCCAAGGUUACCCACUUGUUUGACAACACAGGGACAGUCCUCUUUGCAAUCUUCAUGGCAGUGUGGGCCACUGUGUUCUUAGAGCUGUGGAAGAGACACAGAGCUAGAGUUGUCAGUGAGUGGAAACUGUACUUGUGGGAUGAAGAAGAGGAGGAGCUGGCCAUGGAGCUCAUUGACGGCCCAGAGCACGCUUUCCAGCAGUACCAGCAUUCCUACAUUCGUAGCACCAUUGUGCUCAUCUUGGUUAUGCUAAUGAUUGUCAUGCUGAUUGGAAUUGCCCAUGCACUGGUCAUCUACCGAGUUGUAGUGACAGUAAUCUUCACUCAGUCCGACUCAGAAUUCUUUCGCGAAAAAGCCAUUACCAUAGCAGUAGUGACAGGGGCUGUCUUGCACUACCUGACCAUCAUCACUAUGAGCAAGAUAAACAGGCGUGUAGCACUCUUUCUCUGUGAUAUUGAGAAGCCGAGGACAUUCAGUGAGCGUGAGAAGAGCUUCACAUUCAGAUACUUCACGUUCCAAUUCUUUACCCACUUUUCUUCUUUGAUCUAUGUUGCUUUCUUCCUAGGAAGGAUUAAUGGUCGUCCAGGAAAUUAUGUUCGCAUUCUUGGCAAGUGGAGACUGGAAGAAUGCCAUCCUAGUGGCUGCCUUAUAGAUCUUUUUAUCCAAAUGGCCAUAAUCAUGAUAUUAAAGCAAACCCUGAGCAACUUUGUGGAGUUCAUGCUUCCAUGGGUAAACUAUAAUCUCCACCUGCUGUGUGGAAAGACCCAAAGCAACAGCAGGGUUCAUUCAGAGGAGAGAGCCCAGGACCCCUGCAGGGAAGAAUGGCUCUGGAACUAUCAGCUUAAUGAAGUCAACCCCUUCUGUUUGUUUGAUGAGUAUUUGGAGAUGAUGAUUCAGUACAGCUUCACUACCAUUUUUGUGGCUGCCUUCCCCUUUGCUCCAUUACUGGCCUUCAUCAACAACGUCAUUGAAAUUCGAGUAGAUGCCAUCAAGAUGGUGAGAUUACAGAGGAGGAUGGUGCCCAGAAAAGCCAAUGACAUUGGAGCCUGGUUGCAGGUGCUAGAAGCAAUUGGCAUUUUGGCAGUCAUUGGCAAUGGCCUAGUAAUUGCCAUCACUUCAGAUUUCAUUCCCAUGGAAGUGUAUCAGUACAUGUACAGCCCCUGUGUACAGAAGAACCUCACUAACAUAGACUGUUUGACAGGUUACAUCAACUACAGCCUUUCUGUCUUUAAUGUCCACGACUUUGAGAACCAAAAAGAUCUGGCAGAGCUGAAGGACUCCAUGGGGAACAAUAUAACACACUGCAGGUACCGAGAUUACAGAAACAGUGAUGACUACAGCUAUUCAGUCCAUUUUUGGCAUGUUUUUGCUGCUCGUCUUGCCUUCCUUAUUCUCUUUGAGCAUGUGGCCCUGUGUAUCAAAUUGAUUGCUGCCUGGUUUGUGCCUGAUGUGCCCAGGAAAGUGAAGAAUCAACAUCUGAACGAAAAGCGUAAAAGGCUGAUGGAAAGGCUCAGGGAAAUGGACGACUCCACAGAAAUCUAGCAAAAUGUGAAGGAGUGUCUUGGGAUCAAGAGAAGAAAUCCUCACACCAAGUGCCUAGCAGAAUCAUAUUUGUAUGCUUUCAAGAUGCCAGGUGAACUCUGCAGGCCUAGCUUGAUCUUUUACUUAUACUUUUUGUGGACAUUAACUCAUCAGUGAAAUGAAACAAUGCAAAAAAUAGCAGUAUUCAUGGGACAAGUGAGACCAGUCGGCAUAAGAGGUAAAAAGGAAUGAGAAUAUUCUGCUGAUGAAAGAUGUUACAGAAAAACUAAAAGCACCUUAGUUUCUCCAAAAUUCCCCUGCUCUUCUACCAUAAAUGGUAGAAAGGAUCUCAAAACUGACAAAUGUCAACAGCCAAAAUGCAUUGGUCAUUUAACAGCCACAAAACAUAUACAUGCAUAGCUUCCUCAAACUCACAAAAUAUAUCAUAAAUAUUAUAGUUCAUCAGUCAGCAGGAAAUCAGUUAAAAUUGAAUUCACAUGGGUAUAUCAGCACACAUUUUUAUUCCUUGAUUUGAAUCUAAAAUGAUUUUUGCAUAAUGUAGCUUAACCUACAGGCACAUGGGCUCAGUACUCCCAAUUUUUUAAAAUUGCUUGGCAGUAAUCUCAAACAAGACCCCCAUUGCUCCUUACAUUUAAACUGUUGAAAAGCAAACUCUUCAAAAUAACUUCUUUCAACAUCUGCCUCACUCCCCUUGACUUUUUAAUGGUAUGCUAUCUGAUACAGGGACAUGUUUCAAUGGAUACUCAUUCAUUAAAUCAGUCAAAUUAUCUACCUACCUCGCUAAAAUGAUGGGAGACUUAAUGCCACUCUAAAGCCUUGUUGAUAUGGUAAGCAUGUCCUGCUUCUAUCAUUCAAAUGAACCUUUAGGAAAGAUGCCCUCAAUCAGGUUACAAGAAGAACACACUCAGAGGUGGCAAUUUGUGUAGCUGUAUGUACUUGCCUCACCUGACUUUUUCAGAUAUAAUUUGAUCCUGUAGAGACACAUUCACACAUAAAUGUAAGCACUGUAGUAGCUCUCUUUGAAUUCUUUAUUCAAAAUGCUUUUGGAACCCAUUUUUAUGUUUUGCCAAUUCAGAAAUGGUAUAUACACAUGCAAGGACAAUAUACUCCACUCGUAACUCAGCCAAGAGAAUUCAGAUUAUCAUAAAAUGCUGUAUUUACAAAAAAGAAAAAGAAAAAAAGAUGGAGCAGAGCAUAAGGGCAUUUUAAUGACUGCACAUAAAAGGGGAUUUUAACAGGUGCACCACAGUAUAAUAUGUGACAGAACUCACACCAGUUUCAAUUCACUUUUCUGUACAGGGGCUGUGUAUUUCACCGCACUUGGUUACUAUAUUUAUAAAUUGUUAUGUGUGUUGUAUUCUUUUGUGCUCCCUAUCAGGAUACAAAGCAAAAUAUGGAAAGCAAACCAUGUUAAUAUUUUGAUACGUUCCAAUUACUUUUGUCUAUUGACGUAAUUAUAUUAAUAAAUUAGGUAGAACUGAAUUAAUCCUGCAAUUGAUAUUUAGCAUUAUCACCAUUACACUGAAAUUCUCUGACUUUUCAUUGUGUGCUGAUAUUACUGUAUCAUAAAUGGAAAACGCUCAGGGUAUGCUGAAAGGCAGUUUUGUAUUUUUACCCUGAGCAGAAUCUUGACUUUUUGGAAAGAGAUUUAGCUGUUGAUUUCAGUGACCACAAUUAUUUUCCCUGGCUCCUGAAAUCUACUUUGCAUUUGGGACUCUAGAUGCAAAAGAUCAUGCAAAGACGACAUCACAUUUAGGGGAACUUAAAUGAAAAGUUAAUUAUCAAGGUUCCAUUGCAAAUUCUGCAUCUCACUGAAGUUAAACAUGGCUGGCAAAGGCAUUCUUUGAAAUCCAAUGCAUACUAUGUAGAUGAAUCAGCAAAACUGUUUAAUGCCAUAAUAUUCAGGAAGGAUUUUACUCAGGGAAUCUCCUUUAAAGUUAUGUCUUAUAGUAACAAGAAGAUCAGAAGUUUGACCCUGUGAAUUAUUUGAAAAGGAAUUCUUGUCUAUGGAACUUGGGAACCUUUUUUUUUUAGAUAAUCUGCAAUUCUUCGUGUUUUCUAAUCUCAUGUUUCUCGCUGUUUUUAAAGUUGUACUUUUAAAGAAAACACACACUUAUUAAAAUUUUGUACAUGUUAAUUUUUAUUAAAUGAAAUUUUAUACAAUAAACUUUUUUAAAA
This is a messenger RNA of Anolis carolinensis (green anole), 5931 nucleotides long. It is a transcript of the gene ano9, whose product is annotated as anoctamin 9. Gene Ontology annotation, molecular function: chloride channel activity; protein dimerization activity. Lineage: Eukaryota; Metazoa; Chordata; Lepidosauria; Squamata; Anolidae. Gene Ontology annotation, biological process: chloride transmembrane transport. Gene Ontology annotation, cellular component: plasma membrane. The record is from RefSeq and is a predicted model, not a curated record. Bases 1510 to 3753 code for a protein of 747 amino acids. The transcript is spliced from 23 exons.